AUGCAGCUCCUCUCCAUUUUUUCGACUUUGGCUUUCGUGUCUUCGGUGAUCGCAGCUGAUCGAGGCAGCUACACCGUUGCUGGGCUCGGAGCUCGCAAGCAGCAGAUCGUGGGUGCUGGUGGCAACACUCGUGACCUGGCUAUUUCGAUGCUGGAGACCGAUAACAUGAACACCGAUUACACUUACGGUGAUGGAAAGUCAGGCGACGGCACCAACUUCGGUAUCUUCAAGCAGAAUUGGUUCAUGCUGAGAAACUCUGCAUCUGAAUUCCUCGGCCAAAGUGUCGACGAGGUCUCUAACGGUGCAAUCCUCAAUUCGGAUUUGAAGAAGGACAUCCAAGCUCGUCACGACGGCGAGAAGCACUACGGGUAUGAGACCUGGUUUAGUGGUCACCGCAACGGAGAAUCAGGUGUAAACAACCCGGGCACCCAGGACAUCAAGAACUAUAUGGAUGGUGUGGCAUGGAUUCAGCAGCAGAUUGAGAGUGAUGAGAAGUACCAGAGCGACGAUACUCGCUUCUAUGUCCAAGUUGUGGCCAUCUAG
Penicillium crustosum is the source of this 543-nucleotide messenger RNA. RefSeq lists its product as uncharacterized. The coding region runs from base 1 to 543 and encodes 180 amino acids. The transcript is spliced from 5 exons. Lineage: Eukaryota; Fungi; Ascomycota; Eurotiomycetes; Eurotiales; Aspergillaceae. The record is from RefSeq and is a predicted model, not a curated record.